CAAUGAAGACUUUGCCACUGGAGUGGAGACGCACAACGAUUAGUCGGUUUUUAACAAUGUGUUCAACGAGUCAAAAACGGAGAGUGUUUUAAUUUUGUUUUGUAAUAGACGAAGAGCAUACCUGUUCAAAAAUCAGUCGAAGUAGCUUCCAUUUUUUUCAGCGUUUUUGUGUGCAGCCUGCCAAUACAUCUACAGAGUUCACUCCGCGAGCGGUUUUGAACGUUUUACUUCUGCUACUCUCGCCAUGGAGUACACCUCUUCCCCGAAGCCACAGCUCUCCUCCAGGGCAAACGCGUUCUCGAUAGCCGCUAUCAUGUCAAGUGGAAAAACGAAGGACAAGGAAACCGAUGAAAACACCAUCAAGCCACUUGAACAAUUCGUGGAGAAGUCCUCCUGUAACCAAGGUUUGGGAGAGCUGUCUUCUCUAGAUGGGCUCGGAGAUUUCAGCGGGAGCGCGCCUCCAGUGUGCACAGAGCCGCUGAUCCCCACCACUCCCAGUGUUCCCAGCGAGGAGAUGGCCAAAAUCUCCUGCACUUUAGAGACCAAAGAACUCUGGGACAAAUUCCAUGAUCUCGGCACCGAGAUGAUCAUCACAAAAUCCGGAAGAAGAAUGUUCCCCACCAUCCGUGUGUCCUUCUCCGGGGUGGACCCGGACGCCAAAUACAUCGUGCUGAUGGACAUUGUUCCGGUCGACAACAAACGCUACCGAUACGCCUACCACAGGUCGUCCUGGCUCGUGGCGGGCAAGGCGGACCCUCCCCUGCCUGCAAGGUUAUACGUGCACCCUGACUCUCCUUUCACUGGGGAACAGCUGCUCAAACAAAUGGUGUCUUUCGAGAAAGUAAAGCUCACCAACAACGAACUGGACCAACAUGGACACAUCAUACUAAACUCCAUGCAUAAGUACCAGCCCCGGGUCCACAUCAUCAAGAAGAAGGACCACACCGCCUCCCUUCUCAACCUCAAGUCCGAGGAGUUCCGCACCUUCGUUUUCACAGAGACUGUCUUUACCGCGGUCACAGCCUACCAGAACCAGCUGAUAACCAAGCUGAAGAUCGACAGCAACCCGUUUGCGAAAGGCUUCCGAGACUCCUCCCGACUGACGGACAUGGAGAGGUUACUGCAAAGACAUGAUAUAUCUUGGGAAAGUGUUGAGAGUUUGAUCCACAAGCACUCGUACGCACGGUCACCAAUACGCACCUACGCAGGUGAGGAGGAGACACUGGGGGAUGACAGCCACGCCGCACAUAGGGGUUCUGCGUUCACCGCCUCUGACAACCUCUCCCUGAGCUCCUGGGUCACUGCCACCUCUGGUUUCUCAGGCUUCCAGCACCCCCAGUCCCUCUCUGCCAUGGGCUCCAGCAGCACCUCCCUGGCCCCCCCCUUGCCCCACCCCAUCCAGGGCUCCCUGCCCCCUUACAGCCGGCUGGGCAUGCCCCUGACACACUCGACCCUGGCGGGCACCAUGCAGGGCGGCGGGCCCUCCUUCCCCUCCUUCCAUAUGCCCCGCUACCACCACUACUUCCAGCAGGGCCCCUAUGCUGCCAUCCAGGGACUGCGCCACUCCUCCACCGUCAUGACCCCUUUUGUAUGACUCCCUCUGGGGUGACUGCCUGGCCGGGUAGCCCCUCAUCAGCUACAACUAAGCUUAUAGACACACUUCCACACACAAGUAGAUAGACUCACCGAUUUGUCCGCCUCAGCAUCAUCACCCAUCGUCACCACCGUGUCCUUGUAAAUAAUAAGCCCCCUGGCCGAGGCAACUGACUGGACGACCUGGAGAGGCUGCCUGGCUGCUGCCCUGCAUGCUGACAGCUGAACCGGAGAGGAAACAGACUCCUACGGGACCUGGUGGAACAGACACAGAGACCCACAGACUGAUAUGAACACCAGAUAUGAACACUUAUGACCUGCAUAUGAAUAUUUACGACCCAGAUAUGAAAACUGAUGAUCCAGGUAUAAAAAAAAAAAAUCCACAACAAAGAUGCUGAGGACUGAUGACCAUGCACAGUGAUGUGUUGUGGGAAAUAGGUCAUGGUCUGCUUGUGAUAACUGUCGUUUGCCCCUGCCCUCCAACGGUUGGUUACAAUGAUCACUCUCCAGAAAAACAUGGACAGGAGAACCAGUGAACUGUCUGGUUUACGAACAUUAAAACCAGAGGGUGUGGUAAUUGUUAGCUCUCUCACAGCUUCUGAGGACAAUGAAGAAUAUGGGACUCCAAAAGUUUACGGGAGUGCACAACUUCCAAUCCUGGGCACCGCUUGUGGCCACGGAAGAGAACUAUCUUCACUCCAGCUGCUGGGGCAUGGAGGAAUGGCAGCCAUUUUAGACUGAGUCAAAGCAUUCCCCCUGCUUGCUGACCAAAACUCACAGGGAGGGUAGAGGCAACAUCUCUCCUCUCCUGCUUGACCUCAAACUAUGUUAAGCUUCCUCUGCAGGCAGAAUACUAUAGCCUCCUCCAGUCAGGUUGGCUGUUGCCAUGGUAGUCAGAUUUGUGCGCAUAGAUGCCCUAGAGACAGAGAGAAGCCAAUUGUUCAUUUCCCAUCUAAAAAGCCAGCCAUGUGUACUGUGAAGAAGUUACAAUGGAAGAUGAUCACGUUUGAUAGCAGUACAUAAAGAUGCACACACACACACACACACUACACAAACACAGAGUUAGUUCUCACACAGAAGCUAACCGAUGCACACACACACACACACACACACACACACACACACACACACACACACACACACACACACACACACACACACACACACACACUACACAAACACACACAAACACACUGUGCAUUAGCACAGGACACAAACUAUAAGAUGAAUGUGCCAUAUCAUAGGAAGCAUGCUGUUUGCAAAAGAUAACACAGAAAACAUUUGUUUAAAAAGAUCCUCACCCCAACCAGGUCUCAAACUACUUUUUCAGUUUUCUAUGUCAUCCAAAAAGCUUAUAUUCACCUCAUAAUGUUUGUGUGUACUACAUCCAAUGAGUAAAACAUGUACAUGUAUUUGAUUUGUGUGGUCAAUGGAAAGUGAUGUUUGUUCAUGUCUCACAUGUGGAUGGGCCCUAGAAGACCUUUGGAGGACCUCUCUAAGCGAUGUCCCAGAGCGCUAAAAUCACGCUACGUCAUAACGUAUCCCCAACACCAGCGGAUUGUCUUCUCUAACCAAUCAAUGGCAAAUCAGUAAUGUAUAAAUGAAGUACCAAGAGGAAGAGAAAACCAGCAAACUCUGCUGCCCUGAAAGGCAAAGAUGGACUUUCUCUUGUUGUAUUGGCCUGAAGCUUGAUUCACCACCUAACCAAUACCUAAGCUCUGGCGCCACACUAUAGCCUGAUUACUGUAGCCUGAUUACUGUAGCCUGAUUACUGUAGCCUAAUUACUGUAGUCUGAUUACUGUAGCCUGAUUACUGAAGCCUGAUUACUGUAGCCUGAUUACUGUAGCCUGAUUACUGUAGCCUGAUCUAUGUCUGCCUCAGGCUGUGUCGACACUACAGCACUCUGGGAGAAAGUCCACACCUGUAAAUAAUGACUCAGUGGUGCCUCCCCUUAGAGGAGGGUGGUCGUCACACCAUUGGCGAUUUAUCAGCUAGUCCCUUCUAACCAACAUGACACAGAAGCUAAGCUAGUGACACAAAACAUACAGUGUAUGCAUCGGGUCCUUUGUAGUGCCACUCCUCUCAAAAAAAGAAUAAUUGCAGAUUGAUUCAUCCACUCAAUGAUGUCUCAUACAGUUUGUUACCACCGUAACACCGAUUUUGUCAAGAAAAUUACAACUAAGGCAAC
Molecule: messenger RNA, 3782 nt
Organism: Oncorhynchus kisutch (coho salmon)
Lineage: Eukaryota; Metazoa; Chordata; Actinopteri; Salmoniformes; Salmonidae
Product: T-box transcription factor 20
Exons: 9
Coding region: 245-1594 (449 amino acids)
Biological process (GO): positive regulation of DNA-templated transcription; cell fate specification; regulation of transcription by RNA polymerase II
Cellular component (GO): nucleus; chromatin
Molecular function (GO): DNA-binding transcription factor activity, RNA polymerase II-specific; RNA polymerase II cis-regulatory region sequence-specific DNA binding
Source: RefSeq, a predicted model, not a curated record